CUUAGCUGGAAAAGAUGUCCUCCAAUGCUUUGGCUUGCAUUUGCAAUGUGAUAAAUCCGUGUCGCAAUGAAGUAUCCAAUACUUUUGUGGUAGUCCAAUGGUUAAUUACAGGAUUCGCUGCCUUAGCUCAGGUGGUGAAACCUGUGCUGAUACUCUUUGGUAUACGUGGCGAAAUUGCAUUGAAUCAGGAGGAUUAUAAUAAAACCUGGAUUUAUAUGCCAAAUGGUGAAGGCAAACCAGAGGUGGCCUAUUUAGUAGAACCUCCCCCAGAGAAUCGUAUUAAUUUACCUCAACUAAUACAAUUUGAGUUCUAUGGCAGCAACUCUCCGCAUAGUUCUAGCACAGAUUUUUGGAUCGAUGAUAAUAAUUUUGAUUUUCGUCAGCGUCACAAACGUGACACUUGGCAAGAAAUGGCUGAGAAAUUUAAUCCCGAUUUGGAUACAAAAAUUCUGGUUCAUGGCUGGAAAUCCAGCACCAUGAGCAAUUCAAUACAAUCGAUAAGGGGAGCCUAUAUAGAACGUGGACAGGUUAAUGUUUUCGCCAUCAAUUGGAAGGAUCAGGCGGAUAAUAUCUAUUAUCUGACGCCAGCUAGGUAUACGGUACAAGUGGGUCGGGCAGUGGCCAAGUUGAUUGAUUUGCUGGUAGAGGAAAAGGAUGCAGAUCCCCAAAGGAUUCAUUUAAUUGGACAUAGUCUGGGUGCUCACAUAAUGGGCUAUGCUGGCUCGUAUACCAAAUACAGAGUGUCAAGGAUCACAGGGUUGGAUCCUGCACGACCUGCCUUUGAGGAUUGCAUUGGUCCCGAGAAUCAUUUGGAUGACACAGAUGCCAAUUUCGUGGAUGUCAUACACAGCUGUGCGGGUUAUUUGGGUUUUCGCAAACCCAUUGGCAUGGUCGAUUUCUAUCCCAAUGGCGGCGGACCACCUCAGCCUGGUUGCAAGGAAUUGUCCCAGAUUUUCACUGGCUGUAGUCAUGGGCGUUCUUAUGAGUACUAUGCCGAAUCCAUUAACUCGUCCAAAGGCUUCUAUGGCACACCCUGCUCUGGCUUAGAUGAACUCAAAGGCAAAAACUGUACGGGCGGCAAAUUGCUAAUGGGUGAUCCAGUGCCUCGAGAUGCUCGUGGCAUUUAUUUCGUCAAGACGGCCAACAAGCCCAGCUAUGCCCUGGGAAUCGACGACUUAUGA
Messenger RNA from Drosophila willistoni, 1181 nucleotides. RefSeq names its product inactive pancreatic lipase-related protein 1. The coding region runs from base 15 to 1181 and encodes 388 amino acids. Gene Ontology annotation, molecular function: lipase activity. The transcript has 4 exons. NCBI's taxonomy places the organism in Eukaryota, Metazoa, Arthropoda, Insecta, Diptera, Drosophilidae. Gene Ontology annotation, biological process: lipid metabolic process. The record is from RefSeq and is a predicted model, not a curated record.